UCUGUUCUGGUUCUGGUUCUGUUCUGGUCUGUUCUGGUUCUGUUCUGGUCUGGUUCUGGUCUGUUCUGGUUCUGGGUCUGGUCUGUUCUAGAUCUUCAACUGGAUCUUCCUCUUGGACCCCUCAUGGAUCCUGGUCUGUCCCCUGGUCUGGACCCUGCGGUCUCUGUGGUGUCCCUGGUGUCCCUGUUAGCUUGUCUGGUCCAGGUCGCUGCAGCCGUCCUUCUGACCCAUUGGUUUGGGGGGCGGAGCUCCACAGAGGACAGGUGGACUCUACUGUGGCUGUUCUAUGAUGUCAUCGUCCAUGUGACCCUGGAGGGUCCUUUUGUUUACAUGUCUGUGUGUGGGUCGGUCCAGUCUUCUUCUGGUCCUCUGGCUGAACUCUGGCAGGAGUACGGUAAAGCAGACCACCGUUGGCUGGUUUCAGAUCCAACCAUCGUUUCUGUGGAGAUUCUGACCGUGGUCCUGGACUCACUACUGGGAAUACUACUGAUCCAUGCAGUACUACACACCAAGUACUACAGACACUUCCUGCAGAUCAGUCUGAGCGUGUGCGAACUCUACGGCGGCUGGAUGACCUUCUGUCCUGAUUGGCUGAUGGGCAGUCCCAACCUCCACACCUCCAACUGGCUCCACCUCUGGGUCUACCUGGGCUUCUUUAACCUCAUCUGGGUUCUGGUCCCGGGUCUGCUGCUGGUCCGGUCCUGGGUGGCCCUGAAGGAACUGAGCAUGCUCCAAACGGACGGUAACCAGGGAAACAGGAAGAAACUGUAGAGAGCAACUGAGCAUGCUCCAAACGGACGGUAACCAGGGAAACAGGAAGAAACUGCCGACUGCAGUGGAAGCUCCUCUUCUC
Sphaeramia orbicularis (orbiculate cardinalfish) is the source of this 853-nucleotide messenger RNA. RefSeq names its product EBP like (gene ebpl). Gene Ontology annotation, cellular component: endoplasmic reticulum; membrane. The record is from RefSeq and is a predicted model, not a curated record. Lineage: Eukaryota; Metazoa; Chordata; Actinopteri; Kurtiformes; Apogonidae. The coding region runs from base 124 to 771 and encodes 215 amino acids. The transcript is spliced from 4 exons. Gene Ontology annotation, molecular function: cholestenol delta-isomerase activity. Gene Ontology annotation, biological process: sterol metabolic process.